Messenger RNA from Leishmania mexicana MHOM/GT/2001/U1103, 234 nucleotides. RefSeq names its product putative 25 Kd elongation factor 1-beta. Bases 1 to 234 code for a protein of 77 amino acids. The record is from RefSeq and is a predicted model, not a curated record. The transcript has a single exon. NCBI's taxonomy places the organism in Eukaryota, Euglenozoa, Kinetoplastea, Trypanosomatida, Trypanosomatidae.
AUGCCCCCCGCCAAAGAGAAGGACAUCAAGCAGGCGCGCGCCGCCGCGGAUGAGCUGGAGAAGGCGCUGGCGGGUCAUCUCUUUCUGGGAGGCGCGAAGCCGGCUAAAGAGGACGUCGAUAAGUUUUACGAGAUGUUUGGCGAGCACAACAUCGCCUUCUACCGCUGGGUACGCAACAUGGCGUCCUUCACAGAGUCGGAACGCAAGUCGUGGGACCUGCCGGGGACUCAGUAG